UCACAUGAACUCUGCAUUAAAAACUCUUUCCUCUAUCAAAUCGAAAGGCACAGCCCAACUUUUCGCAAGUCGCUGUAAAGUUGAUUUUGCUCCUUUUUUUAUAUACACACAUCUUCUCCUCCUCUUAACAUCUUCUUCUUGAAUCCUCCAUCUCAUUCAUCAUCUAACCCUAAAGAACUUUAUCAAAGAUCGAUCAAGAUUCUAUAAAACACAAGAACAUGCUUGCCGUGCACCGCCCUUCCUCCGCCGUAUCAGACGGAGACACCGUCCAGAUUCCAACGAUGGUUCAAAAACGUUUUCCUUCUCUCUCACGCGACGCAACCGCGGCUCGUUUCCACACGCACGAGGUCGGUCCUAACCAGUGUUGCUCCGCCGUGAUUCAAGAAAUCUCCGCCCCUAUCUCCACCGUAUGGUCCGUCGUCAGACGCUUUGACAACCCGCAAGCUUACAAACACUUUCUCAAAAGCUGCAGCGUCAUCGACGGAGACGGUGGGAACGUUGGUAGCCUGCGCCAAGUCCACGUCGUCUCCGGCCUCCCCGCUGCUAGCUCCACCGAGCGUCUUGACAUACUAGACGACGAGAGGCAUGUCAUUAGUUUCAGCGUCGUCGGUGGUGAUCACCGGCUCUCUAACUAUAGAUCCGUCACGACUCUUCACUCUUCUCCGGUCUCCGGGACCGUCGUUGUUGAGUCUUACGUCGUUGAUGUGCCUCCGGGGAACACUAAGGAAGAGACAUGCGACUUUGUUGACGUUAUCGUACGAUGCAAUCUCCAGUCUCUUGCUAAGAUAGCUGAGAUAUCUGCGGCGGAGGGGAACAAGAAGACGUCCAUGUGAUAUGUGUUUACGUUGUCUGAAUAGUUGCGUUAAGAUCCGACGUCAUUUCUAGGUUUUUUUAGCCGUCGUGUGAUCUAUGUUUUUUUACCGGCUUAUUGUGUGAAAAAAAAAGAAAAUACAUUAGUGAAUUAAUCUCUCAUGCAUCAUAAUCUUAUUAUUUACUUCUUUUUGUAUUUUAUAUCCAUAAAGAACUGAUUCGGAUAAGCCCUAUUCCGGCUUUCAUCACCAGAAGAUAAUAAAAACUAAUAUCGGA
Molecule: messenger RNA, 1086 nt
Organism: Brassica rapa (field mustard)
Lineage: Eukaryota; Viridiplantae; Streptophyta; Magnoliopsida; Brassicales; Brassicaceae
Product: abscisic acid receptor PYL4
Biological process (GO): abscisic acid-activated signaling pathway
Cellular component (GO): cytoplasm; nucleus
Molecular function (GO): protein phosphatase inhibitor activity; abscisic acid binding; signaling receptor activity
Source: RefSeq, a predicted model, not a curated record